UUAGUCCAAUAAGCAGUACAAGUCUCAUCCAAAACGACAAGUGAAAAAAAGAAAAACCAGGCUAUCAUCUCCCUCCUCUUUGCCUCAAAGCCAUGGCUUGUGACAAGAGCUUCUCCAGCAAUUACAUGCUGUUGAGCCCAGAGAAAGUCGGUGUCAUCGAUCUCUUUCGCAUUUUGAUCCACAGUGAUGUGGGCAACAGAAAAUUCGUAGACUCCUCCGGGGAAGCAGAACAGAGCUUCCAGCGGAGGUGGAUCAUGUUUGUAUCCGUUCUUGCGCAGAAGCUCCUGCUUCUUGUUGCCAAACCCCUGUCUGGGAUCGGCUGGGCGAUCGAGUUUUGGUUGAAUCUCUUGUCGAGCAAUCAGAACUUGGGAGGGCUUCUCGUCAACUACCUUCGAGGGAAGGUGGUGAUGCCCCGUAAAGAGUCGGAAAGCUUCAUAUCUUUCAUUGGCAAUUUGGACAAGAGAGUGGAAUUGGACACCUGCCUCAGUCCUGGUGAGCAAGAGUACUAUGCGGCUCUCUCCAUGAUGGCUUCCAAAGCAUCCUACGAAAACGAGGCCUACCUCCGAACGACAGUCGCCCAGCAUUGGCAGAUGGAGUUCUUGGGGUUCUACGACUUCUGGAAUGAUUAUGUAGAUAAAAUAACCACACAAGCCUUCAUGCUACGUGACCGUGACACCAUCGUGGUGGCCUUCCGAGGCACGGAACCUUUCAAUGCGGACGAUUGGUGCUCGGACUUUGACCUCUCGUGGUACGAGUUAGGACACACUGGGAAAAUCCACGGAGGUUUCAUGAAAGCCCUAGGGCUCCAAAGGAACGAAGGCUGGCCGCAAGAGUCUCCCGAAACGAAGCCGUUGGCUUACUAUGAGGUAAGGAAGAAGCUAAAGUCACUGCUUGGCGAGAACGACAAAGUGAAGUACGUGUUGACCGGCCACAGUUUGGGAGGUGCGUUGGCGAUACUCUUCCCAGCGAUCUUGGCCAUGCACGGGGAGACGGAGCUGAUGGAGAGACUGGAGGGGGUCUACACAUUUGGCCAACCCAGGGUUGGAGACGAUAAGUUUGGGAAGUAUUUGGAGGGGGUCUUGGAGGAACGUAAGAUUAAGUACUUUAGAUUCGUUUAUGGAUAUGACAUUGUGCCUAGGUUGCCUUACGAUAAUAAAGCUUUCAUGUUCAAGCAUUUCGGGAGAUGUUGCCACUUCAAUAGGAAAUAUGAAGGGAAGAUAGUCGAGGAAGAACCAAACAAGAAUUAUUUAUCGCCUCUACAUGUGGUAUCAAUGAUGACGGACGCGUGGCAUGAGCUCAUAAGAAGCUUCACCAUUUAUCGUCAGAUUGGACCAGGCUACAAAGAAGGAUUGUUGUUGAGGAUUUUUAGAGUGAUUGGCCUGCUAAUUCCAGGCAUACCAGCUCAUUGUCCUCAGGAUUAUGUAAACGCUACGAGGCUAGGAGCGCCAAAAUUAUUCCGACACCAACAAUGACUAUGGAUAGUUAAAGCUCUAUACAAUGGAAAAUUAUCUCCUGAGAUUGGAUCACCAAAAUUAAUCAAUUGUAUUGUAAGAAAACAAACAACUAUGCGGUUGAUUUCGUGAGGACCGUAACCAAUGGUCUAUCCCACUCCUUAUACUUAUCUAGUAUGUUAUAUAGAUAUCAUUUGCUCAUUUCCUAAUAACUUUGAUGCA
Eucalyptus grandis is the source of this 1673-nucleotide messenger RNA. Its product is annotated as triacylglycerol lipase OBL1. The record is from RefSeq and is a predicted model, not a curated record. The coding region runs from base 93 to 1472 and encodes 459 amino acids. Lineage: Eukaryota; Viridiplantae; Streptophyta; Magnoliopsida; Myrtales; Myrtaceae. Gene Ontology annotation, biological process: lipid metabolic process. The transcript is spliced from 5 exons. Gene Ontology annotation, molecular function: triacylglycerol lipase activity.